This is a messenger RNA of Spea bombifrons (plains spadefoot toad), 6845 nucleotides long. RefSeq names its product mediator of DNA damage checkpoint 1 (gene MDC1). The record is from RefSeq and is a predicted model, not a curated record. The transcript is spliced from 16 exons. Bases 63 to 6737 code for a protein of 2224 amino acids. Gene Ontology annotation, cellular component: nucleus. Gene Ontology annotation, biological process: positive regulation of transcription initiation by RNA polymerase II. Lineage: Eukaryota; Metazoa; Chordata; Amphibia; Anura; Pelobatidae. Gene Ontology annotation, molecular function: protein binding.
AGGGCGUGGAGAAGGUGUGGCUUGGAGCAGCGGGGACACACAGGAAAUCACCGUUUCACAGCAUGGAUCUGACUCAGCGGCUGCCAUCAGAUGACGAUGAGGACGAUUUAUCCACGGAUAGAAGCCGCCCUGCGGCCAGGCUGCAUAUGUUCAGCGGAACCUACGGACCGGCACAAGACUAUGACAUUUAUCCUGGAAAGAAUAUUAUUGGCCGUCAUGCCAAAUGUGACAUCACCCUCCCGGCGCAGUCUGUGUCCAAGAAACAUGCGAUCCUAGAGGUCGAGGGAGAUCUGCACACCAUCAGCGACUGCGGCAGCCUGAACAAGACACGCCGGGGCAAGGUGGCCAUCACGCCCCACGUGCGCUAUUCCGUGGCCGACGGCGACUUUUUAAUGUUUGCAGAUGUGGCUUGUAGAUACACCAUCGUGAAAGAAGAGAAACGGAAAGAGGAAGAAGAGGAUGAUACAGCCGUGCAGACGGAAAGUGAAGAUGACUCCUUCUUGGUGCCCGGCACCCAGGCCACGUUGGCAAUUGAGAAAACCCCAGGAGCGGCUAUCCGCAGAAUAGGGCGAGGAGCGGUCCUGGCGAGGGAUUCGGGGGAGGAAGAUGAACACGAAGAGGAGGAGGAGGGUCAGAGCAGCUUGAGUGAAGGAAAAGGUGUUGGCUCAUCACGGGAUAAUUACAAGGUAUCGGCCGUUGGAACGUUCUCUUCUCCCUUCGCAGACACCUUUGUGCCAGAGAGUGAUGAGGAAGGGGACGCAUCCGUCUCCCAGUCUCGAUUGCCCUCUCUCAAUCUCCGCUGUGACAGUGACAUAGAUACCCCUACAAAGAGAGAGUCUCUCGCGCUCUCCUCCCUGAGCUUCAGCACCUCCCCAACUACCAUGGAGAAGAAGAUACCGUCAACCAGUAAAGCAGGGACCUCGAAUGGACCUGGAAGCGACGCGUCGAUGUCCAGCGCUGUUAAAGACAAAUCGCCCCUCGGCCAAAAAGAGCAAGCGCUGAUCGAGGCCGGAGAAAAGGAAACAUCUGACGUCAGGGACCCGGAGGGUAGAGGGCUUGGAACCGACUCCAGUUUGGAUGCUGCUCCGGUGGAGGAAGCUGCAGCAACGUCGAGCGUGAACCCAGACAGCAGUAAGAGUAUCAGAGACGACACGUCGGAUACUUCACAGCCUCACAGAACCAAAGGGGAAGCAGCCGGAAUGAUUUUGAAAAACGCUAACGAUGUUGAAGACGAUGAUAUUAUUUCGCCUUCGAAUAAAGACAUGGAAAAGGCUGAGUCCACAGGGGAUGUUCCAGACAGCGACGCAGACAUUGAGGACAGCGCACCAACGUCGACCACGGACGCCAAGAAGACAGGAGAAGCGUUUCACGUGGACAGCGAUACGGAUAUCGAAGACGAUGUUGCAACAACUUCCGCAGCAGGUUUGCAAGCAGGAGAAUCGGUCAAACAAGCUGGUAACGUCAAAACCACAGCGAAAGAGGAGACGGAGUUUCAUCUGAACAGCGAUACGGAUGUAGAGGAAGAAGAGGCCGUAUCCGUAAGUACUGGAAUCAAGAAGAGGAAGGCUAAAAUCACAGACAGCGAUACGGAUGUUGAUGAAGAAGAGGCUAUUUCGGUAAAUGCGGGUAUAAAGAAGAGAGAGGCGAUCAUCUCAGACAGCGAUACGGAUGUGGAGGAAGAAGAGGUUAUUUCGGUAAAUGCGGGUAUAAAGAAGAGAGAGGCCAUCGUCUCAGACAGCGAUACGGAUGUAGAGGAAGAAGAGGUUAUUUCGGUAAAUGCGGGUAUAAAGAAGAGAGAGGCCAUCGUCUCAGACAGCGAUACGGAUGUGGAGGAUGAAGAGGCCGUGUCUGUAAACGCCGGUAUCAAGAAGAGGAAGGCUAGAAUCUCAGACAGUGAUACGGAUGUUGAUGAAGAAGAGGCUAUUUCGGUAAAUGCGGGUGUUAAGAAGAGAGAGGCAAUCAUCUCAGACAGCGAUACAGACGUGGAAAGCGACCCCAAUGCCGGGGGUGAAGCAAAGAGCAAAAAAAUAAAGGCUAAACCAGACAGCAAGACAGACGCCAAAGGAAACAACGAUCGGCCUUUAAAGACUGAUGCAAAGAAAGGUUCUGUCCCAUUUAACCUGGACAGCGACCCUGACGUGGAGGACGAGGCCGGCGUCUCCCCUGCGGUGAAGAAGUCGGCUGAAAAUCUUGGAACCCACUUGGUUCAAACGAGAACAGCCAAGCCGUCUCUGGAUAUCCAAGCAGGCGGAAUGGAAGACAUCCGGACGGCGAGAGGGAACGCGGAGCAAAACGCGCUUCCCGGCUUCCACGUGGACAGUGAUACAGAUGUGGAUGAGGCUGACGAUGAGCCGGCAGAAUCCUCAACUACUGGUGAGAAAACGGGUGAAGGAGGCGGAUGUGAUACGGAGAAGAUAGAGAUUGGUGAAGUUAUUCAAACCGGCGGGACUGCUCUACAACGGGAGGACUUGCCUGCGAAAGCUGACGGGACUCGCAGCGCGGCCGCCGGCUUCCAUAUGGAUAGUGACACAGAUGUGGACGAGGACGACUCUUUGACCCCUGAGAAAUCGCAUGGAACCGAGGAUGACCAAAGCAGGGUUAAUAACGGCGACGCGGUGGGUGCUGCCGGAAGGUCUUCCGACCCCGAGGUAAAAGCGGUCCAAAGAAAUGAGGCUGACCCGACGCCGGUGAGUGCCGAGAAGAUAGCGGAGGGAACCCCAAAGACAGACUCCGAAGGUGGGGAAUACGACGCAUGCGCCACUCAAUGUUACCUGGAGGCCGAGGACACAGCUUCAGACCAGCCAGAUGAAGAUAACUGUGCAGAGGAGGCAACGCAAGCUUUUAUUUUCAGCUCCACCUGGGCUGAGGCAGACCUGUUUAAACGUCCUGCAGAUCCUAUCGGAGUCCUUCAGAUUUCACCGGUGCGCAUUAGUACUUCCGAAGAAGAGACGGACGAGAAUGUCAUGGCAGAGACGCAGCCCUACUUGUGUGAAAAUGCCCCGUCUGUUGUAGACUGCGUCCAAGAAACCGUCCAAACGGACAGCGAGUGUGCCGAGACCUCGAGGGAGACGCAACCUCUGUCUCACGGAGAUGUCUCGCAGGAUGACACUCAACCCGUCUCUCAGUAUUUGGCUGCACGACCGACUCAUGAAACGGGUACGUGGCUCCACCUGAAACGCGAGGCUCCUGCCUGUGGCGACAGCGAAGGGAGAGGAGAGGGGACGGCUCCAGAAGGUGUCACGCGGUCAGCGGCUCCAGAAGAUGUCACACGGUCAGCGGCUCCAGAAGAUGUCACACGGUCAGCGGCUCCAGAAGGUGUCACGCGGUCAGCGGCUCCAGAAGAUGUCACGCGGUCAGCGGCUCCAGAAGGUGUCACGCGGUCAGCGGCUCCAGAAGAUGUCACGCGGUCAGCGGCUCCAGAAGGUGUCACGCGGUCAGCGGCUCCAGAAGGUGUCACGCGGUCAGCGGCUCCAGAAGGUGUCACGCGGUCAGCGGCUCCAGAAGGUGUCACGCGGUCGGCGGCUCCAGAAGAUGUCACGCGGUCGGCGGCACCAGAAGAUGUCACUCAGCCUUAUACCUUGAACAUGCUGCACACAGAUGGAGAGACUACUCAGUCUUAUGCCGAGGACACGUCGGCCCUGGAAGAAGAUGUUGCUGCACCUUUUACCUUACAAGUGUCCUGCACAGAGGAUAGUGUGAAUGUGCCGGCCAGCAGCCCGGACGAUUCCAGCCGUGUAGCUGCGGCUGUCAUGGAGGGCAAUAACCUUCAACCGGAUAGAUUACAGGAGCCCACCGCUGAAGACAGCAGUCUGGGUGUGAUAUCUGAGGAGGCCUCCACUGCUUCGAAUGUAGAGAGCAAGCAGACGGUUUCAAGUGAAGGCCAGACAGGUGUCCUUGAAGUUGAAGAGAAGGAAGGGAUUGCUAGCAGUGCAGAGAUGGGAAAGACGAGAGAGACUCUGGAAGAGCCACCAGCGUCCCCGCUAUCUGGGUUAAUUGUUCAGGAACGAGGAACAUUAGAAAAAGAACGUUGUGAUUCAGUUACUCGAAGGGAAUCGGUGACGGUAGAGAAAAGGAGAACGAGGAGAAUUGUGAACGAGGAAAGCAAGAUCCAGGAAACAGUAAAGGAGGCAGACCGUGGAGUUUCAUCAAGGAGUAAGAGACGGAACAGGACGGAUAUCGAUGCCGAGCUCUUCACAUCAGGGGUCAGAGAGAAUGUCAAGAAAAAAAGAGCAACAAGGAAAAGUAAAGUGGAAAAAACUGAAGCCGAAACAACCGAAGAGGAACGUAAAGACGGGGUUAGCCCCGAACAUGAGGAACUUAGGACAGACAUAUUAAAAGAUGAGAGAUUAACUUCUGUUACUGAGAAGGAACGUUGCCUGGCUGCAGGUGAACAAAACGAGAAGAGUAUGGAGCAGCCGAGAGAGAAACAUAUUAAAUAUGACAAACAUAUUACCGCCCAGAGUCUACAUACUAACUCAGAGACGCAGAACCAUGGUGCGGAAGGGUCUGCAGGAAUCAGUUCCGUAUCCGAGGAGGCAGGAACCAGCUUUGCUUCUGAAACAGCGACCAUAGAUGAAGAAACCAGUCAACUCAGAGGUCAAAACGUAGAAUUGAUGGCGGGCGGCGUGGAGGGAAAUACGGAGGCUGAAACUGACACCAGUGAUUUGAGAAAGAAGGAAGAAGAAGAAGCGGUCUCCGGGAGGACCUCGGGAAACCGGUCUUAUGUAAAGAAGACAUUGACCAGAAGGUCCCAGGUAAAGGUCCCUGAGUCUGGAGAACAGGAGAAGGAAGAGAUGAUGCCCCCGGCUGUCCCUGUUGAAGAAGAGGUUUCUGUUAACAGACGGUCUGGAAGAGGUAAGGGAAGAGCUGCACGGAGAAAUGUGGGAGACCAGGAGCAAGUUUUAGAGACCGUGGUGCCACCCGGAAAACUGACCUCUAAAAGAAAGGCUAAGAAGACAGAGGAAGAAUUAAAUGAACAAGAGGAGACCAUACGAAAAACAGAAGAACUUCCACCCCCCAGGAGGACAAGAAGGAACUCAAAGGAGGAGGGAUCGAGGGAACGAAAGGAAGAGAAAGGGAAAUCCGAAGAACCACCACCUGUCUCUAGGAGGACAAGAAAGAAUUCAAUGGGCGAAGGAACAAGUGAACAAAAGGAAGGUAAAACAGAAGAAGAUCCAGCCAAUAAAGUCAUCUCCCGCAGGACGAGAAAGAAUUCAAGAGAAGAGGAAGACAAAUUAAAAGCAGAGCAAGAAACAACGGACCCAACAAGAAGAUCCAGGAGUGCAAAACGGGACGCAAAGGACGAGGAAGCGGGAAUAGAAGGAGAGACCUCGAGGAGGAAUAGACGGGAAUGCAAAGAAGUGGAGAAUGUCGUUCCUUCUCGGCAAAAAGCCUCCAGGAGAACGAGGAGGAAUUCAAAAGAGGAAGAAGGAAAAAUCGAGGAGAAAAAAACUGAACCAGCGAUUGUGCAAACUGCAGAAGAGCCGGAGAAAGAAGCCGCAAAACAGACCUCCCGGAGAGGAAAGACAAACUCAAGAGAAAUGAAGAGUCAGUCCAGCGAAGCAGAACAAACCCCCUCAAAGGUUACCAGCAAAGUUAGAAACCCAACAUCGAGGACGAGGCGAAAGAAGCAGGCUGAGGAUGACGAGGACCUUCAAGAAGACGAGGCGACAGAAGUAGAAAACCAACCGGCCGUCCACGAGGCAGAAACAUCAAGCGUAGCCAUUGGGAGAAGCCGACGGACCAAAGACGUUUUGCCGCCGCCGCCGAGCACGCCUGUCCCAUCGAGAAAAAGAGGACAGGGACCUAAAGAUGGCGGGGCGGAGGUGAAGAGGAAAAAAUCAGAAGAAACCGAGCAGGGCAAUGGUGGUCAGGAGCAGCCGUCACCACUUUCAAGGGGGACAAGAGGACGGCGCGUGGUGGCCGCCGUAGCUGAAGUAGACGCUGAAUACGGAAAUGACCAUGGAAAGGGCCCGUCGGUUCCUCCUCCCUCCCCUGCUGGCAGCGGCCGUCAAAAGCCGAGAGCAGCGGUGCCCGCGGAGGUCCAGACCCCGAGACGCACCAACAGAUCCUCGGCCGCGGCGGGGUCUUCCAGUCCCUGCGUCCCUCACCAGGGGGCCGUCCCCAAGGUUCUUUUCACCGGCGUUGUGGACUCUGCGGGAGAGGAGACCAUUCUCGCUCUGGGAGGCGGCAUCGCGGAGUCUGUGUUUGACUGCACUCACUUGGUAACCGACCGCGUCAGACGAACUGUCAAGUUUCUCUGCGCUCUCGCGAGGGGAGUCCCUAUCGUGACGCUGGACUGGUUAGAGAAGUGUAAGAAGAGCGGCUGCUUUCUGUCCCCGGCUGGGUUUUUGGUGAACGACAAGGAACAGGAGAAGAAUUUUGGAUUUGUGUUGUCGGAGUCGCUGCAAAAAGCAAAGCGGAGAGCUCUGUUCGAGGGUUACGAGAUCCACGUCACUGAGAACGUGAAGCCGGAGCCCGAAAACAUGAAGGACAUCAUCCGCUGCGCUGGGGCAACCUUCCUACCGAAAAUGCCCCGGACCUGCAAGGAGAAAUGUGUCAUCGUGUCGUGUCAAGAAGACGCCUCCCGCUGGAAAGCGGCUCCGUCUGCUGCCCCCGUCACCUCGGCGGAGUUUAUUCUCAGCGGGAUCCUGCGGCAGGAGGCAAACCCCACCGCGUAUCUGCUGAACCCCGGCACGAAGACCCCCGCGCCGACCCCCGCAAAGCGGAGACGCUGACCAUUCACACCCGGGGCUGUCUGCCUCGCCGGCUGCGGAAUUUGGCCUUAAAGACAGAUAACGGAGGAAUUGAAUACGUUCGGCUCGGAGCACGUUUUCCGUAUUUUA